This is a messenger RNA of Pseudomassariella vexata, 1242 nucleotides long. RefSeq lists its product as uncharacterized. Bases 235 to 1041 code for a protein of 268 amino acids. Lineage: Eukaryota; Fungi; Ascomycota; Sordariomycetes; Amphisphaeriales; Pseudomassariaceae. The transcript has 2 exons. The record is from RefSeq and is a predicted model, not a curated record.
CCGACUAAAAUCACCCAGCUUGCUCGCUUGGGCGCGCUGCGACUUCGAGCAGAUGAACUUGAGAGGCGCAAUGCCAUUCCUUCACUUGUGCAAAACUUGAAUUGCCUAGACAUCGAAAAUCUGAAACACGGCCAGUCCCUUGCCAACGCCGAGCUUGGCGAGCACGACCACCGACUAGACAAGUUGCAAGGCCAGCUUGACGGGCACAAUGACACACUUCGCGGCUUGAAUGAAAUGCAAAAUGGCCUUGACAAUGGAUUCGCCACUCUCACCAAGAGAGUUGAUCAGGGAUUUGCCGCUGUCAACGAGAGGAUCGACCAGGGGCUUGCUGCUAUCAACGAAAGGUUUAAUAAGCUCGAAAAUCUUCAGAAUGAGCACAACUCUCAAAGAACUCGGGAAAUGCAGAUCCUCGAGGAAGCAAUCAAGUACAUGAAGGAGAGAGUGACUGCUAUGGAACUUCAAGCCAAAGGCUAUGACGAUAAUUUCAUAAUGCUGAACUGCAAGCUCGACGAUCAGUUGAAGCAGUUCGACGCUGACCGAAGUCGUGUGCUCGCUGUACCUGCAACCCAGGAGCUGGAGAAGUGGCUCGCAGAACUGAAGUUGCAAUUUAGACAAGCAGCGCAACUAAUCCUAACCAAGAAGAGUAUGACGCAGGGUAUGGAUCUACUCAUCGUUCGUUCGUAUCAUUGUACUGAACGCAUCCAACGCUACUUGGCCAGCUCCCGUGAGUUCAUAGCCUUGGCUAAGACCCAGCUCCUCAAGAACGAGAAACGCUUCAUCCAGACUUUCCUCGAGGCGCAGGACCCUGACAUCGCGCAUAUCCUGCAGUACCACCUUUUCAAGAAGCGACGGGAGGUGACAAAGAGAUCCAAGUCAAGCCAGCCGUCGGGAAAGGGCGUCAUCAUGCAAAUCCAUCUCAACAAGUUGACUGCGCAUGGUGUGAUCAAGACCUUCCAAGACUUGGACAUAAUCAAGGAGUUGGAGGUCUUCGAAACCCGGAAGAGAAGUCAAGUGAAAAAGCCUCAACUUCCGCGAGGCUGAACUUUCCCGUCCACAUUUGUCGAACAACAGUGACUUCCACCGCAGUAACGAGUUGACCACAGAUGAUCAGGUGCCAAACGUUAAUGGCUAGGCUGAACGAAGUGCCUUCUGUGCUACUAGCCGACGCGACGCAAUAUCUGUAAAUGAUCAUGUUGGGGCGUUGAUUCUAGGCCCGACAUCGGUUGCUGGUGUGGGACGAGA